AUGCAACAUGACACGUGCCAGCUUUCAAAAUGCUGUUCCGCCAUUUUGAAACCUGUCAUGAGUAAAUACGUAAGAACCUUCUUACAUGGAUAUCAUAAACACAUAUAUUUCCAACUCACUAGAACUAUAAGAUGGCAGAUCAAAAUCAAAAACCACCACCAGAUUAUGGCCAACAUCCCAGUCAGCCUCAAUAUGGUGGGCCACCUCCUCAACAGCCACCCCCUCAACAGCCACCUUCUCAACAGCCACCCCCAGGAGGGUACCAACAACCCCCACCAGGAGGGUACCAACAACCUCCUCCAGGAGGGUACCAACAACCUCCCCCAGGGGGGUACCAACAACCUCCCCCGGGUGGAUACCAACAGCCACCCCCGCAAGGUCAACCAGUGUAUUAUCAACAGCAGCCAUUACCCCCACAACAACCUGCCCCUACUACAGUCGUGGUCCAGCAGCAGCCAGCAGAAGCUAAGCAAGUGACAGUGUACAAUGAGUUCAAGCAAACACCAGUUAAAACAAUAUGCCCUCACUGCAAAGAAGAGAUUUGGACGACUACAACUCUAGAGGCCGGAACCUAUGCUUUCUGUGUUUGUGCACUGCUUCUUAUAAUGAUAAUUGGCUUUUUCGGCCUUUUCCUCAUCCCAUUCAUUCUGCCCCAGUUCAAGGAUUGUAUACAUGACUGCCCUAACUGUGAAAACCAGAUUGCCCGCUACAGCAGGAUUGCGGGACCCCCACCUGCUUAUGGAGCACCCCCACCCCAAGCUAUGUAUGGACCCCCACCCCCAGCUGGACCCCAGACGGUUGUUGUCACCCAGCAGCCAGCCAUGCACACUACAAUAGUACAGUCAUUCAGAGAGAGCCCUGUACAGACAAAGUGUCCAUUCUGCCAGGCUGAUAUUGUGACUUCAGUUCGCCAUGAGACUGGAACAUUCACAUGGCUGCUCUGCGCUCUCCUAUGUAUAGUUGGAUGUGAUUUGGGAUGCUGUUUUAUUCCAUUCUGUAUUGAUGGAGCCAAAGAUUGCGUCCACACAUGUCCUAACUGCAGACAACAGGUGUCCAGAUACAGCCGCAUGUAA
Owenia fusiformis is the source of this 1073-nucleotide messenger RNA. NCBI's taxonomy places the organism in Eukaryota, Metazoa, Annelida, Polychaeta, Sabellida, Oweniidae. The record is from the annotation of a GenBank genome assembly.